Dryobates pubescens (Downy woodpecker) is the source of this 7206-nucleotide messenger RNA. It is a transcript of the gene ADGRL2, whose product is annotated as adhesion G protein-coupled receptor L2. NCBI's taxonomy places the organism in Eukaryota, Metazoa, Chordata, Aves, Piciformes, Picidae. Gene Ontology annotation, biological process: adenylate cyclase-activating G protein-coupled receptor signaling pathway; cell surface receptor signaling pathway; brain development. Bases 509 to 4975 code for a protein of 1488 amino acids. The record is from RefSeq and is a predicted model, not a curated record. Gene Ontology annotation, cellular component: neuron projection; membrane. The transcript is spliced from 25 exons. Gene Ontology annotation, molecular function: carbohydrate binding; G protein-coupled receptor activity.
GUGUUUUUUUUUUAAUUGCCCCCCUUUGUUUUUUGUUUUUCCUUUGGUGCGUGCGUGAGCCUGGCUGUAUUGUACGUUUCGUGCGGAGCGGAGUGUCGGAAACUGCAGGAAAAUGUUGACUUAGACCCUGAGAAGCCUCCCGGCUGGGUGCUUGGAGCAGAAACCUCUUUCUGCUCUGCGCUGCCCCAGCCCACCGAACCGCAGAACCAGCUGCCUCACGCGGGGUUGCUUCGCGCUCCCCGUCCGAGCCCGGCGCUCGCCCGCUCCGCUGUCGUCGCCCCGGGACUAAUUCCACCGCCCUCUCCCCCAGCCCUGCGCUUGGAGGGGUGACCUGGCUCGCGAGUCCAGCCGGGGCGAGAGAUUCCGGCCCGCCUUCAGCUCCGAGACAGAGAUCCUCUGCUUCUCCAGGUAUGAAGAUGAAUAAUGCAGACCACUGUUUUCGAUGAUCCUGGGCUUUUAUAACUGGAUUCAUUAAGGAAUACAAAGAAAAUUCUUAGAGGGAACGAUAAUGGUGUCUUCUGGCUGCAGAAUGCAAAGUUUUUGGUUUCUGCUCAUUAUCAGCUUCCUGCAGUGCACUGAAGGUUUCAGCCGAGCAGCACUACCAUUUGGUUUGGUUAGGAGAGAGCUCUCCUGUGAAGGGUACUCCAUUGAUCUCCGGUGUCCAGGGAGCGAUGUUAUUAUGAUAGAAAGUGCUAACUAUGGACGGACAGAUGACAAGAUUUGUGAUGCAGACCCUUUCCAGAUGGAGAACACAGAAUGCUUCCUUCCAGAUGCCUACAAAAUUAUGACACAAAGGUGCAACAACCGAACACAAUGUAUAGUAGUGACUGGGUCAGAUGUGUUUCCUGAUCCUUGUCCUGGAACAUACAAAUACCUAGAAGUUCAGUAUGAAUGUGUUCCUUAUAAAGUGGAGCAAAAAGUUUUUGUUUGCCCGGGGACGUUGAAAGCAGUUGUGGACUCACCGUAUUUAUAUGAAGCUGAACAAAAAGCAGGUGCUUGGUGCAAAGAUCCUCUCCAGGCUGCAGAUAAAAUAUACUUCAUGCCAUGGACUCCAUAUCGCACUGAUACUUUGAUAGAAUAUGCUUCUUUAGAGGACUUCCAAAAUGGACGCCAACAGACAACGUAUAAACUCCCAAAUCGAGUGGAUGGUACUGGAUUUGUAGUUUAUGAUGGCGCUGUCUUUUUUAACAAGGAAAGAACUAGGAACAUAGUAAAAUUUGACUUGAGGACUAGAAUUAAGAGUGGAGAGGCCAUAAUCAAUUAUGCUAAUUAUCAUGACACCUCUCCAUACCGAUGGGGAGGAAAGACUGAUAUUGACUUGGCAGUUGAUGAGAAUGGCUUAUGGGUAAUUUAUGCUACGGAGCAAAACAACGGGAUGAUAGUAAUUAGCCAGCUCAACCCCUACACCCUGCGUUUUGAGGCCACCUGGGAAACAGCCUAUGACAAACGGGCAGCAUCCAAUGCUUUCAUGAUAUGUGGUGUCCUGUAUGUGGUGCGCUCAGUGUACCAGGACAAUGAGAGUGAGACUGGCAAGAAUGCCAUCGAUUACAUCUACAACACCAGGUUAAGCAGAGGCGAGCACGUGGAAAUUCCUUUCCCCAACCAGUACCAGUACAUUGCCGCAGUGGAUUACAACCCCAGAGACAAUCAACUGUAUGUAUGGAAUAACAACUUCAUUCUGCGAUAUUCUUUGGAGUUUGGCCCACCUGAUCCUGCCCAAGUGCCUACCACAGCAGUGACAAUAACUUCUUCAGCAGAGCUAUUCAAAACCACUGUGUCAACCACUAGCACUACAUCACAGAAAGGUCCCAUAAGCACAACAUUAACUGGAGGAACAAAGGAAGGAAGCAGAGGACCCAAGCCACUGCCACCCAUUUCCACAACCAAAAUUCCUCCUGUGACGAGCUUUUUCCCUUUGCCAGAGAGAUUCUGUGAACCAACUGAGGCCAGGGAUAUCAGCUGGCCUCAGACACAGAGAGGAAUGAUGGUUGAACGCCCUUGCCCAAAAGGAACACGAGGAACUGCCUCGUAUCUGUGCUUGGUCUUAACGGGAACGUGGAACCCCAAAGGCCCUGAUCUUAGCAACUGCACCUCACACUGGGUAAAUCAGCUGGCUCAGAAGAUCAGAAGUGGAGAAAAUGCUGCUAGUCUGGCCAAUGAACUGGCUAAACACACCAAAGGACCAGUCUUUGCUGGUGAUGUUAGUUCAUCAGUGAGGCUGAUGGAGCAGCUUGUGGACAUUUUGGAUGCUCAGCUGCAAGAACUGCGGCCCAGUGAAAAAGACUCUGCUGGGAGGAGUUAUAACAAGCUCCAAAAACGAGAGAAGACAUGCAGGGCUUACCUUAAGGCAAUUGUGGAUACAGUGGACAACCUGCUCAGGCCUGAAGCUCUGGAGUCAUGGAAGGACAUGAAUUCUUCAGAACAAGCCCAUGCAGCCACAAUGCUACUUGACACAUUAGAAGAAGGGGCUUUUGUCUUGGCUGAUAAUCUCUUAGAACCAACUAGAGUCUCAAUGCCCACAGAAAAUAUCGUUUUGGAUGUUGCAGUGCUCAUUACUGAGGGUCAGGUGCAGGACUUGAAAUUUCCUCAGGGCAGUAAAGGAGGCAACUCGAUUCAGCUCUCUGCAAGUACCGUGAAACAGAACAGCAGGAACGGGUUAGCAAAACUGGUUUUCAUCAUUUACAAAAGUUUGGGCCGUUUUCUCAGUACUGAAAAUGCAACCAUAAAGCUAGGCAGUGACUUUGCUGGGCGUAAUAGCACCAUCGCAGUCAAUUCACACGUCAUUGCGGCCUCGAUCAACAAGGAGUCUAGCCGGGUGUACCUGACGGAUCCUGUGCAUUUUACGCUGGAACACAUCGAUCCUGACAAUUAUUUCAAUGCAAAUUGUUCCUUCUGGAACUACUCAGAGAGGACUAUGAUGGGAUACUGGUCAACUCAAGGCUGUAAACUGGUUGACACAAAUAAAACUCAUACAACAUGUGCUUGCAGUCACCUAACCAACUUUGCAAUUCUUAUGGCUCAUCGGGAAAUUGUGUACAAAGAUGGAGUGCACGAAUUGCUCCUCACUGUCAUCACCUGGGUGGGAAUUGUCAUCUCUCUUGUUUGCCUGGCCAUAUGCAUCUUUACAUUCUGUUUUUUCCGUGGCCUGCAAAGUGAUCGUAACACUAUUCACAAGAACCUUUGUAUCAACCUGUUCAUUGCUGAGUUCAUUUUCCUAAUAGGCAUCGAUAAGACAGAGUACAAGAUUGCAUGUCCAAUAUUUGCAGGUCUCUUACACUUUUUCUUCCUGGCAGCCUUUGCCUGGAUGUGUCUAGAAGGAGUGCAGCUUUAUCUAAUGUUAGUAGAAGUAUUUGAAAGUGAAUAUUCUAGGAAGAAGUACUAUUACGUUGCUGGCUACCUCUUCCCUGCUACAGUAGUUGGUGUCUCAGCAGCUAUUGACUAUAAGAGCUAUGGAACAGAGAAAGCUUGCUGGCUCCAUGUAGAUAACUAUUUUAUCUGGAGUUUCAUUGGACCCGUUACCUUUAUUAUUUUGCUGAAUCUUAUCUUCCUGGUGAUCACAUUGUGCAAAAUGGUGAAGCACUCAAACACUUUGAAACCAGACUCUAGCAGGUUGGAAAACAUUAAUAAUUACCGUGUUUGUGAUGGCUACUAUAAUACGGACUUACCUGGCUAUGAAGAUAAUAAGCCAUUUAUCAAAUCCUGGGUCCUGGGUGCAUUUGCUCUCCUGUGUCUCCUUGGCCUAACAUGGUCAUUUGGCCUGCUGUUUAUCAAUGAGGGGACUGUUGUGAUGACAUAUCUCUUCACAGUAUUUAAUGCUUUCCAAGGAAUGUUUAUUUUCAUCUUUCAUUGUGCCCUUCAAAAGAAAGUACGUAAGGAGUACGGCAAAUGCUUCCGACAUUCCUACUGCUGUGGUGGACUACCAACGGAGAGUCCCCACAGUUCAGUGAAAGCAUCAACAACAAGAACUAGUGCUCGCUAUUCCUCUGGCACUCAGAGUCGUAUAAGGAGGAUGUGGAAUGAUACUGUGAGAAAACAAUCUGAAUCGUCUUUUAUCUCAGGUGACAUCAACAGCACUUCAACACUUAAUCAAGGAAUGACUGGCAAUUACCUACUAACAAACCCUCUUCUUCGACCACACGGCACUAACAACCCCUAUAACACAUUGCUCGCUGAAACAGUUGUAUGUAAUGCCCCUUCAGCUCCUGUGUUUAACUCACCAGGACAUUCACUGAACAAUGCCAGGGAUACAAGUGCCAUGGAUACUCUACCGCUAAAUGGUAAUUUCAACAACAGCUACUCAUUGCGCAAUGGAGACUAUAAUGACAGUGUGCAAGUUGUAGACUGUGGACUAAGCCUGAAUGAUACUGCUUUUGAGAAAAUGAUCAUUUCAGAGUUAGUGCACAAUAACCUGCGGGGCAGCAGCAAGAACCACAACCUGGAGCGCACGCUACCAGCCAAAGCUGUGAUAGGCGGGAGCAGUAGCGAAGAUGAUGCCAUCGUGGCAGAUGCCUCAUCUUUGAUGCACAGUGACACCCCAGGGCUAGAGCUCCACCACAAAGAGCUUGAGGCCCCGCUCAUUCCUCAGCGGACUCACUCCCUUCUGUACCAGCCCCAGAAGAAAGUGAAGACCGAGGGAACCGACAGCUAUGUCUCACAGCUGACAGCUGAGGCUGACGACCAUCUCCAGUCCCCAAACAGAGACUCUCUUUACACGAGCAUGCCCAAUCUCAGAGACUCUCCGUAUCCAGAGAGCAGCCCCGAUGUUGAAGAAGAUCUCUCUCCCUCCAGGAGGAGUGAAAAUGAGGACAUUUACUACAAGAGCAUGCCAAACCUAGGAGCUGGCCAUCAGCUUCAGAUGUACUAUCAAAUCAGCAGGGGUAAUAGCGAUGGCUAUAUAAUUCCCAUUAACAAGGAAGGAUGUAUUCCAGAAGGAGAUGUUAGAGAAGGACAAAUGCAACUAGUGACAAGCCUUUAAUAACGUAGCAAAGAAAUAUUAAAGGCCAUGUACAAGUAUUAAAAAGACUUAAUUAGCCCCAUGCAGGCUCCCUCAUAACUGCUUGAAGAGACAAUUCUGUUAACCCUGUGGUUCUCCAGUAACGGGGAUGACUGGACCUCGCAGUUCUGUGAAUUUUUAUAAAGCAAAAACUUUGUAUAUACACAGAGUAUACUAAAAUGAAUUAUUUGUUACAAAGAAAAGAAAUACCAACAUGGUAUUUUAAGAUAUCUUCUGCUGCUGAAUUUAACAAAAUUGUGAAAAAAAAAAAAAAAAAAAAAGAUAAAUAAACACUUUCCAACCAUUUUAUUGCAGCAGUUUGUGAACUAAAUUUGUAAAUAUGGCUGCACCAUUGUUUUUUUCCUAGGCCUACAUUGUAUUAUAUACAAGGCGUAGGCUCUAAAAUCCUGUGGGACAAAUUUACUGUACCUUACUAUUCCUGACAAGACUUGCAAAAGCAGGAGAGAUAUUCUGCAUCAGUUUGCAGUUCACUGCAAAUCUUUUCCAUUAGGGCAAAGAUUGAACACAUGUCUAACCACUAGCAAUCAAGCCACAGGCCUUAUUUCAUAUAUUUCCUCAACUGUACAAUGAACCGUUCUCAUGAAAAAAAAAAAUGGCUAAAGAAAUUAUAUUUUGUUCUAUUGCUAGGGUAAAAUAAAUACAUUUGUGUCCAACUGAAAUAUAAUUAUCAUUAAAAAAUAAUUUUAAAGAGUUUGAAGAAAAUAUUGUGAGAAGCUCUUGGUUGCACAUACGUUACAAGCUGUUUUUUCAUACACUCUGUUCAUAGUACGGUAGUAUGUUUAAAAUGCAGUUCUACCCAUUUUCACUUACUUUUCACUGUAAACAGUGUUCUGCUUUGACAAGUUAGUUUUUAUUCUUACAUUUUGGAUUUUUAUUGCCAAAAACCAUCAUUUGGGGGGAAAAUUGUUUCAGAAGCCAAUUAUGCCAAGCCUUGCACAAAUUUGGUAGAGCUAACAAAGAUUGUAACUCAAUUCCCUGUUCAUUCUUUAAUCAGGGUUGGGUGGUGAAAGGGUUAAAGGGGACACUGGACACUUCUCACAAACUUCUCAUAAAUAAAAGGUGCCUGUCCUUUAAAAAAAAUAAAUAAAACAUAACUAUUACUCUUCCAUAUUCCUUUUGCCUAUAUUUAGUAAUUAAUUUAUUUUAUGAUAAAAGAAAACCCUAAAGAAAUGUAAAUUGUUUCAAGACAAUUCUGCUUUUUUCAUCCCUUUGUGUAAACCUGUUAAUAAUGAGCCCAUCACUAAUAUCCAGUGUAAAGUUUAACACCUGUUUGACAGUAAAUAAAUGUGAAUUUUUCCAAAUAGGUAAAAUGUGCAUUAUUAUGUAUGAAGCAUAAUUGGCAUCAGCAGUCCUUCAACCCAGCUCUAUCAUCCUUAGAAUGGUUUCUUUACAUUUCAUGAUUUAAGUGUCAGGAAUACAACAGAAACUGUCUGUAUAGCUCUACAGAAGAGAGGUCAUCUUUACUGUUCAUUACUCUAGUCACAAUUGAAUAGGGUCAAACUCAGACAUGGCAGGGUCAUUAGGAAAAUGUACUGUAAUUUCAUAUAUUUACAUGACUUUUAAGUAGGCAUCUGUACUGAAAUUAAAAAUAAGGUGCUAAACACCACUAUCAUAUUCUUGGCAACAGUAAUUAGCAGUUAAUUAUUAGUGAUGAAGAUACAUUGUUGCAGUGGGGAAAACAUGAAUAAGCAGCAUUUGGAUGGCACUCCAAGUGCUAUCUAAAUAAUUAAUCCAUCAAUGGCACUGGUUUGAGUUAGAUAAAUAAGCAUGCCUGUCCCUAUUUUUAUCAGACUAGAGAACUGCAGAAGGCAGCUGAUGCCUAAAUUGUUACCUACAAAUCAGUGGCAAAACUGAAAGUCUGAAGUCUUUGUUAGUUCCUUUGGCUCUUUUGUCACUCUCAAUCAGGGCCACUCAAAGAUAAUGCCAAGGACUUUGUUUGUCACCAUUUCCAAAACUGUUCUUCCAGGUGACUCUAAAAUGAAUGCCUUGUCAUCACAGAGGCCACAGUCUCCUGUAUGGACACUAGCUAAAUGUAUGAUGACAACAAAAAUUCAUUUGAAAGCCGUAUCCAUACUGUUACCCUCUAAUGGAUUGCAAUCCUAGAAAGUUCUUGUGGAAGAUAAAUCAAUGCAUUUUGAAAGAGUUUGGAUUUCACAUUAAUAUUUUGGGUGAAACUUCCUGCUGUUGAGAUA